AUGCGAUGCCCCUGGCAGGCUUCGAAACAGGUGCAUCCAUUGGCUGGGGGCCGUGAGCUGGUGCUGUGUCCGUCCAUGCAGAAGCCAGGUGGCCGGGUCUGCCAGGUCUGCCAGGUCUGCCGGGUCUGCCUGUGGAAAGUUUGCAUUGCCACCUUUGGGAUGCUCUUGACUUUCCGCGCCAGCAGGAAACAUGGAGCCGUCGGGACGAGGGAAUUGGCCAAUGGCUAG
Diaporthe batatas is the source of this 228-nucleotide messenger RNA. RefSeq lists its product as uncharacterized. The transcript is spliced from 2 exons. The record is from RefSeq and is a predicted model, not a curated record. Lineage: Eukaryota; Fungi; Ascomycota; Sordariomycetes; Diaporthales; Diaporthaceae. Bases 1 to 228 code for a protein of 75 amino acids.